Lolium rigidum is the source of this 3379-nucleotide messenger RNA. RefSeq names its product protein TIC110, chloroplastic. Lineage: Eukaryota; Viridiplantae; Streptophyta; Magnoliopsida; Poales; Poaceae. Bases 34 to 3102 code for a protein of 1022 amino acids. The record is from RefSeq and is a predicted model, not a curated record. Gene Ontology annotation, cellular component: TOC-TIC supercomplex I. Gene Ontology annotation, biological process: protein import into chloroplast stroma. The transcript is spliced from 15 exons.
CCGCCCGUCCAUCCAUCCAGGUGAGAUCCCUCAAUGGAGCUCUCCCUCGUCUCGGCGAGGCCCUCGCCGCGCGCCGCCGCCUCGCCGCUCCUCUUCGCCCCGCUUAAACCCUUCCCCCUCCUCCGCUUCCCCCCGCGGAACCACGCCGCCUUCGCCCGCCUCCGGACCCGCCGGGUGGUCCGCCGCGCGGCGGCCUCGGGCGACGGCGACGAGGAGGAGGUGUUCGGCGGCCGGAGGGAGCAGGUGUUCGGCGGCCGCAGGGAGCUCACGGGCGUGCAGCCGCUGGUGGAGUCCCUCCCGCCCGCGGCGCGCACGGCGGCGGAGCUCGCGGUCGCCGCGGCGGCGGUGGCGGCGGGGUACGGCAUCGGGCUCCGCCUCGGCGGCGGCUCGCGGGCCGCGGCGUACGCGGGCGCGGCCGUGCUCGGCGCGGCCAGCGUCGCGGGGGCCGUCGCGGUCAACUCCAUUGUGCCGGAGGUCGCCGCCGUGGGGCUGCACAACUACGUCGCCGGACACGACGACCCCACCAAGCUGGAAGCCAGCGAGGUCGAGGCCAUCGCCAACAAGUAUGGAGUUAGUACACAAGAUGCUGCCUUCAAAGCAGAGCUCUGUGACUUGUAUGCCAGCUUUCUUUACUCAGUACUUCCUCCAGGAGAUGAAGAUCUUAAAGGUAACGAGGUUGAGGUUAUUGUAAAAUUUAAAAGAGGUCUUGGACUCGAUGAUGUUGAUGCUGCAAAUAUGCACAUGGAGAUUGGUAGACGCUUAUACAGAGAGAGGCUGGAAACAAGGGACCGCGAGGCUGACAUCGAACAGCGGCGGGCGUUUCAAAAGCUGAUAUAUGUGUCAAAUCUUGUCUUCGGAGAUGCAUCAGCCUUCCUACUUCCAUGGAAACGUCUUUUCGGGAUCACUGAUUCUCAGAUAGACAUUGCUAUGCGGGACAAUGCCAAAAAUUUAUACGCGAUGCAGCUGAAGUCUAUUGGUAGAGGUCUUGACAUAGGCACACUCAUUGAAGUAAGGAGAGCACAGCUUGCUUGUAAACUUUCAGACGAGAUUGCUGCUGACAUGUUCAAGGAGCAUGCAAAGAAGUUGAUUCAAGAAAACAUUUCAACAGCUUUAGACAUUUUGAAGUCGCGUAACAAAGCCACGAAUGACCCAACCCAGGCUAUUGAAGAAGUAAAGAGUGUCCUUGCAUUUAAUAGCCUGCUAACCGUACUGAGCAAGCAUCCUCAAGGCGAUCGAUUUGCAUGUGGGCUUGGACCUAUUUCAUUAGGUGGAGAGCAUGAUCAUGAUAGGAGGGCUGGUGAUCUAAAGAUUCUCUAUAGGGCUUAUGCAACAGAAGUACUUUCAGAAGGACUCCUUGAUAAUGAGAAGCUUACUCCUUUAAAUGAUUUACGUAAUAUAUUUGGAUUGGGGAAGCGUGAAGCAGAAUCGAUCAUCUCCGAUGUUAAAUCUCAAGCAUACAGGAAGAGACUUGCAAAAUGCUUUAACAGCGAUUUGGCUGCGGCUCCUAGCAAAGCAUCGUUCCUCCAAAAUCUCUGUGAAGAGCUACAUUUUGAUCCUGAACUCGCUAGCAAGAUGCAUGAAGACAUUUACAGACAGAAGCUUCAGCAGUUUGUAGCUGACGGAGAGCUGAGCAAGGAUGAAACAGAAGCUUUGAUGGCAUUCCAAGUGCGUCUUUGCAUUCCUCAAGAAACUGUCGAUGCUGCUCAUGCUGACAUAUGUGGCCAGUUGUUUGAAAAGGUUGUCAAGGAAGCAAUUGUAUCAGUUGAUGGAUACAAUGCUGAUAGACGAGAGGCGGUUAGGAAAGCAGCUCAGAGUCUAAAUUUGAAAAAGGAGGCUGCUAUGACCAUCUUCAGUAAAGCAGUACGGAAAUUAUUCCUGAACUACAUUCAGAGAGCAAAAGCAGCUGGCAACCGCAUUGAGCAGGCGAAGGAGUUGAAGAAGUUAAUUUCCUUCAACACAGUUGUUGUAAGUGAGCUUCUAUCUGACAUUAAAGGAGAGCUAACAGCUGCUGAACCUGCAACAUCAAGUGCGACGUCAGAACCUGAGACCACAGAAUCUGAGGGAGAGGAUGGUGACUAUGAAUGGGAAUCCCUGGAAACAUUAAAGAAGACUAGGCCUGAUAAAGAGCUAAAAGAAAAGCUUGAGAAGUCAAGUCAGAAAGAGAUAACCCUCAAAGAUGAUCUUCCAUUGAGCGACAGAGCUGAGCUGUACCGAACAUAUUUGAUGUUCUGUAUAACCGGGGAGACGACCAAUGUUUCAUUCGGGACAGCGAUCUCCACGAAGAAAGACAAUUCGGAGUAUAUGAUGCUAAAGCAAUUGGGAAACAUACUUGGUUUAACCCGCAAGGAAGCUCAAGAUGUCCACAUUAAGCUGGCAGAAAAAGCAUUUGUCGAACAGGCUGAAGUAGUUCUAGCUGAUGGGAAGUUAACAGAAUCCAAGGCUGACCAGCUUGCAAAGAUACAGAAGCAGGUUGGUUUGCCUGCCGACCACGCACAGAAAAUCAUUAAGAGCAUCACAACAACAAAGUUGUCUUCCGCAAUUGAAGCUUCUAUAUCUCGAGGGCAGAUUGGUAUACAGCAGGUCCGAGGACUGAAGGAAGCAGAUUUUAAGCUGGAUAGCUUGAUUUCAGAACCGUUGCGAGAAACCAUUUACAAGAAGUGUGCAGAGGAGAUAUUUUCAUCAGGCACAGGUGAUUUUGAUGAAGAUGAAGUGUAUGUAAAGAUGCCUGCUGAUCUUAUGAUAAGUGCUGAGAAGGCCAAGUCGAUUGUUCAGGGCAUUGCAAAGCUUAGGUUGGAGAACGCUCUUGUUCAGGCUAUUGCUUUGCUUCGGCAGAAGAAGAAAGAUGGUGUGAUCUCAUCGCUCAAUGACCUACUCGCAUGUGAUGCGGCCGUCCCUGCUUCGAAGCCAUUGUCAUGGCCCACACUGGGAGAGUUGGAUGACUUGUACUGCGUUUACAUGAAGAGUAUCCCGAAGCCUGAUAAGCUAUCUAGGUUGCAGUACUUACUUGCCAUAAGUGCCGAGAAAGCUAACGAGCUUCGGGAUGCCGCAACAGCAGGCACGCUGCCAGUCACAGCUCAAGAGGAGGAAGAAUUGGCGUUCUAGGAGGGAUGUGAAGACACUUUUUUGUUAGGUAGCCAGCAGAGUCGAGCUCCUGCCACACGAGGUGCUGUGGCGCCAACAUCUGCUGUUUUAGCUAGGGCAUGGUUUUGAGAAGCGCCUUAUAAUCCCGAGAUGCAUAAAUUAUUUGUAUAGACAGAUUUGACACCACAAGGUGACAGUUUUCUGCUGCAUUCUUUCAAACCAUACUGAGACCAUUUUCUGUAUGUCCUUUGGUCGUGUACCACUACAAUCCCUUGAAAUAAAUGUGGUUUUGUUGUAA